Molecule: messenger RNA, 2037 nt
Organism: Sinocyclocheilus grahami
Lineage: Eukaryota; Metazoa; Chordata; Actinopteri; Cypriniformes; Cyprinidae
Product: post-GPI attachment to proteins factor 2-like
Exons: 5
Coding region: 356-1120 (254 amino acids)
Biological process (GO): GPI anchor biosynthetic process
Cellular component (GO): Golgi membrane; endoplasmic reticulum membrane
Source: RefSeq, a predicted model, not a curated record
GAAGUGUUCGCGAUCUGUACUCGCAUCCAGAAUAACAGUCGGAGAAUCUAGACUUUUAACAAUUUUGAUUGAAUAGAAUUAUUAACUGUUUAUUUACUUGUACUGACUUGAAUAUCGCUUCAUUUAGAGAUCGUCUAACGUUACUAUUAACCGCGCAACAGUGAGCCGGAGGUGAGCGAACAGUCGCUAAGCAUGUAACUCAAGAUAUAAUCCAGAGCCACGCAACUUGAGCUCGGGCUAAUUAUCAGACAUUUAGUUUAGAGCUGCUGUCAUCACAGCAUUGCACUUGCAAUGGGCUGCGUAGCGUCGAUCUGUAGAUGUUGACACAUCUGGAGCUGUAAUUGGCCGAGGGAAGAUGCAACAGGUUCUGUACGGAUCUGUGGAUCGAGACCAGCCUCUCAUCCGUGUGCCUUUCACCCGGUUAGCGGUGAUCACAGUGUGUCUGCCUCUGCUCGGCCUCGUCGCCUGUAUCGUGCUGGCUCUGCUCUACCACUACAACGAGGCGACCUACACACACUGCGAGGUUCCUAACUACCUCCCGUCCAUCAGCGCAGCCAUCAGUCUGACACCGGAGCGCUACAUCUGGCGUUUCAGCAUCGGCCUGCAUUCUGCUCCACGCUUCCUGGUAGCAGCAGCAUAUUUGAGCUUUUACCGCGGACGCUUUUCCAGGAGGCUGACGGAGCAGCUUUUGAGUGUUCUCACAUUCCUCUUAGCUUUAAGUGAAAAUGUAGGGCUGCUUCUGCUCACCUACGUCUCUUCCAAUGAGACCUACAGUGUCCAUAAGAGCGGCUUCGUCUUGUUUAUUGGCAGCUCCCUGUUCCACAUGAUGUGCACCUGCAAGCUGUGGUCCUUGAUUGCAAAGUAUUCCCUCAGUGCAGAGGAGAUGAUGUCAUACCGCUGGAAGCUCCGCCUCUUCCUCUUCAACGGUUUCUUCGGUCUGUUUGCUGCUUAUUUCUACAAGCGGCACAACGCACACUGUGAAGCAGGAAUUUACACAUUCUUUGCUUUUUGUGAGUAUCUGGUGGUGCUGUCCAACAUGGCCUUCCACAUGACUGCCUACUGGGACUUUGGAGGUAAGGAGGUGAUUGUUGUAACACCUCCAGAGGGAAAGCGCUUCUGACACAGGAAGUCAAUACUUGCAUCAUCUCCUUGAAACUUGAGACUCUUGAGGGCUCUGAGGGUGGCACUCAUGCUGAUUUAGGGUCGACACUGAUUGAGCGAAGACUGUUCACAUCUUCACAUAUUGUGUUUUUAACUCAGUUACUUCAAAAAUUCAAUACAGAUGUUUAAACAAUCAUUGUCAGUGGUGUGCUACAUUUUGAACGAUUACAUUGUUUAUUCAGGUGUAAUUGGAACGGCUGAUUCAUUACUUCAAAUAAAUGUAUUUGACUUGUCUGUCUCUUUCUAAUUGGUUUGUCAGGGUCAUGCUUUGGUUUCACUCGAAAUGAUGUGAAGUUUAAAAUAUUUGCUUAUUAUUUGUUAAAUAUUUGCAAGUGUAAAAAUAAUUGAACUCUUGAGGAGUGAUGAUGGACUUUGACGUCGUGUCAGUUGGUUUGCAGCUGCUGUUUCACAAGUGCAGCAUUGAGCUCAUACACACUGACUGCUCACGCUACUGAAAGACAUUUAGUUCAGUCACACCUUUGUAAACGCUAAUGUAAAUCAUGUGAAAAGUCAUUUUAAACUGCCUUUUGCACAGCGUUUCUUGUGUGCCUUUAGUGGCUAGAGAGCACUGUAAAGUUUACAUAUUUCUGUGGUCAAAUGUAGAGCGGUUAUUGAUCGUGAACAACAUGGGCCCUAGGAUGCAUUUCAGAUAUGAUGUUGCCAUUGGUUGAAUGAGAAAACUGGCUCAGUCUUUUCAUAGAGCAACAUGAUGUUGUGAACAUGAUUGCAUAUAAUAAUGCUUUUUAUGAUGUACCAAAAUACUUGGUACAAAAUAAUCGGGUGCCAAAUAAAUAUUUGGGUGAAAAGUAAGUGGAUCAUUUCUGAGAUUAGCACAUGCAUAUUUACUGGAUAUAUUGGUACCCUAUUCAUUAAUGG